AUGGCAGAAUUCGAUCUAAGCACGAGGAUCGCUAGCAAACUAGAUCGCCAUCUCGUUUUCCCUCUUUUGGAAUUCCUCUCUGUAAAUAAGAUCUACAAUGAGGAUGAUAUCCUGAAAGGAAAGUUAGAGUUGUUAAAGAACACCAAGAUGGUGGAUUUUGCUAUGGACGUUCAUAAAAAGCUCUACCCUGAAAUGGAAGUACCUGAAUCAUUCCGGGAUAAGCGUACGGAAGUUGUCUCUGAAUUAAAAAACUUUAGAGAAAAAUGUACUCCAGUGGUUGAAGUCUUUAGCAGUGACGAAGAUUUUAUGAAAUUAUUACAGGAUCACAGGGAUGGUCGCUAUCUUUUCGAUUACUUAUCACGAAAACAUAAUAUACAACCUGAUACAUUGGACGCACUUUAUGAUUACGCUAAGUUCCAAUAUGAAUGUGGUAAUUAUUCUGGCGCUGCGGAAUAUCUACACUUUUUUCGCGUUUUGUCACCAAACGCUAAUGAUCAGAAAGGGGAAAGUGCUCUUUGGGGAAAACUUGCAUCCGAGAUAUUAAUGCAGAAUUGGGAUGUAGCCCUUGAAGAUUUGCAUAGAUUACGAGAAGUAAUAGAUACCAAUACAACCUUAAAUGUCGUAGAACAAUUACAACAACGAACUUGGCUAAUCCAUUGGAGUUUAUUUGUAUACUUUAAUCAUCCAAAGGGCAAGGAUGACCUUAUUGAGUUAUUUUUAUAUGCACCACAAUAUGUGAAUGCGAUACAAACACAAUGUCCUUACAUUUUGCGCUAUGUGGCAGCGGCUGUUGUUAUAAAUCCUACUAAGAUUCGACGUGGAGUAUUUAAAGAUUUGAUCAAAUUUAUCCAACAGGAAUCUGGAGCGUAUAAAGAUCCAAUAACGGAGUUUCUAGAACAUAUUUACGUCAACUUCGAUUUCGAUAACGCACAGCAGAUGCUUCGAGAAUGCGAAACCGUCAUCUCUAAUGAUAUUUUCUUGGUAAGUAGCCUGGAUGAUUUUAUUGAAAGUGCUCGUCGCCUUAUCUUUGAAACUUUUUGCCGUAUACAUCAUCGUAUCAGUAUAAGUAUGCUUGCUGAAAAGUUAAAUAUGACACAAGAUGCUGCUGAAAGAUGGAUUGUUGAUUUGAUUAGAACCGCAUUAUUAGAUGCCAAAAUUGACUUAAAAGAGGGGCAUGUGAUUAUGGGAGUGCAAAUGCCGUCGGUUUACGAACAAAUCAUUGAAAAAACAAAAUCAUUAACCUUCAAGACACAAUACUUAAUGCAAAAUAUCGAGAAAAAGACGAAUAUGCAGAAAUCUGGUCGCGAGGGAAACGUAAGUUUUUGCAUAUGA
This is a messenger RNA of Trichoplax adhaerens, 1332 nucleotides long. RefSeq lists its product as uncharacterized. The record is from RefSeq and is a predicted model, not a curated record. The coding region runs from base 1 to 1332 and encodes 443 amino acids. Gene Ontology annotation, molecular function: protein binding; translation initiation factor activity. Gene Ontology annotation, cellular component: eukaryotic translation initiation factor 3 complex; nucleus; cytoplasm. Gene Ontology annotation, biological process: translational initiation. The transcript has 12 exons. NCBI's taxonomy places the organism in Eukaryota, Metazoa, Placozoa, Uniplacotomia, Trichoplacea, Trichoplacidae.